Taeniopygia guttata (zebra finch) is the source of this 3939-nucleotide messenger RNA. It is a transcript of the gene FBXO40, whose product is annotated as F-box protein 40. The record is from RefSeq and is a predicted model, not a curated record. Gene Ontology annotation, molecular function: zinc ion binding; protein binding; ubiquitin protein ligase activity. NCBI's taxonomy places the organism in Eukaryota, Metazoa, Chordata, Aves, Passeriformes, Estrildidae. Gene Ontology annotation, cellular component: cytoplasm.
UGGGUCUGUGUGAUCACAGAAUAAGGCAUGGAAACAGCAAAAAGCACCACCAGAGUUCCAGCUGUCUGAAAGCAGAGAUAUCUGAGAUCAGGCUGACAUCAGGUGCUGGUAAAAUUAAGACAGAAGGUAGCUUCAUUUCAGACAACUUCUGAAGCCCUGAGUGUUUUUGUAAUCUGAGUUAAUUCAGCUGGAGGGAAUUUUCUCUUAAACCAAUACAGAAUUUUGAGUAGACUUUUUCUUCAUGCAAAAGCAAGGCACACCCUCAGCAUGGUUUUAAACACAGCUUGAAAAGAUGACAACAAUAUUUAAGGCUGACAAAUGACCCUGAGCUGGGGGAGGAAGAGUGGAAGUGGACAGAGUAAACAGAUCAGCCAUCACGCUGUGAUUGGGUUAAAUUUGAGUUUAGGCAAAAUACCCCUGGCUCUUGUUUUCCCCAGUGCAAUGGGAUGCCAGAAAAUGGUAUCAUGAUAAUACAGCCCUUUCUAAAAAAGGCCACGGAGCCAGACUGCUGACCAUAUUUAGCUCUACUAAGUUGCAAUUGGCACCAGCAAGCCUUGGUUGUCACCCACUGACAUUUUGUUCAGCCCUAAAAAUGAAAACAGUUGCCUGCAAUGUUUCAAGCCAUGAGAGUCACUGGGGACUCACAGACGGGGAAGAGAAAGAUAAGGCAAAGUAUCAAGUUCAUAAUGAUUUAGGAUCUCAAGGCCGCCACAGCCAAAAGCGUUGUUCUGUGUUUCUGAGGCGGUGAGAGGUGGCAGCAAACAGCAGCAGGGUCACAAGGGAUGUCUGCAGCCAGACGGGGUGAGCACCCACCAGGGAGAAGCAGGUCCUGCCCUAUCUGAGCCCCUGAACCUCACUGGAAUCAUCAGUUUGAAGUGCUCACCAUGGAAGUCACCAUGAAGUGCCGUGAUGGGUCUGUGCCUGCAGUAAAACAUGACUGCUCUCCUUUGCUCCUUUGCUUCCCCAGGUUUGGCUGAGGAAGGUGGUGCUGGGAGCUGUACCAAGGCUUACUCUUGGUGGCUGGUGGGACCUUUUCACUGUGCAGUGGAGGGGUUGAAUCUUGGGAGUCUCCUGGGGGUCCCCAGGAGGAGGGCAGGCACCUUUGCCCAGCUGCUCAAGUCUGGGCCAUUCCCACUCUCCUCUCCUUAUGUCCACCCUGCCUGGACAGAUCAGAAAAACACCACUGCUGUCUGUGCCAGCUGCUGUGUCCAGUGACAAUGGGAAUGGGGUGACAAUUCCAACUGUAUAAACCACAAACUGGUGUGGGCACCAAGGGGAGUUAAUUUGUAAAGGGCAAACCUCCAUCAGAAAGCAGCAGGGAGCUGAUGCAGGGCUGGGGAAGGGGUUCAAUCUUUUCCUCUCAUGCAGGGGCCAUGGAGUACUAUCGGUUCUGCCUCUCCACAUGCCUGUGAAGUAUCACUCCAGGAGUGACAGAGUUAACAAAUACAGUGGAAGAGACAGCUCUGUAAGCUGAGCUACAUGGUCACAUGCACGGGUUUUAUUUUUAACAUCCCAAAACUACUUGAUGUUUCUGCCUGGGCUUGCUCCGUGUCCUUCUGUUCUCUUCCCUUUCUUUGUGUGCAGGUCUCCCUCACCCACCUCACUUCAGCCCAGCUGAGCACAACCAGGAGAGAAGUGUUUAGUACGUGCACAGGGACUCUAUGAUCAAGCACCGGGCCCAGAAAGCUCCCCCUGGGCAACACAGGCACUGUGAGCGAUGUUUCAGCCGGCACUGCCGCGCGCCCAUUGAGAUCUCCGUGUCCUGCAUGGUGAUCAGCUGCCACCUCCACUGCGGGGCCACCUUCCACAUGUGCAAGGAGGAGGAGCACAAAUUGCUCUGCCCCUUGGAGCAGGUGUCCUGCCUCAACUCAGCCUAUGGCUGCCCUUUCUCCAUGGCCCGCUUUAAGCUGGGGAAGCACCUCCAGGUCUGCCCAGCCAGUGUUGUCUGCUGCUCCAUGGAGUGGAACCGCUGGCCAAACGUGGAUUCAGACACAACGCUGCACAAGAAUAUUAUGAAAGAGACCUUGAAUGAAGACUGUCUGGACACAGCUUUGGCACUCAGAGACCAGAAGAUACUUUUCAGGGCUUUGAAAAUAGCUGAAUUAUUUCCAGAGUGGAGGAAAAAGGAUGAACUGGAAGAACUAAUGGAUCAAGCCAUGGGUGGGGAAGCAGGUGCUGUGGGAGGAGCUGCCUGUGGUUCCCAAGAGGGCAAUGACCAGUCUGAGCUCAGCCAACGUGAGCGGGAAGAUUUAGCAAAGGACAAAGAGGGAAUGGAUCUGGGGAGUUACAAAACGUGGGAGAACAUUUUCAGCAAAGAGCUUCUGGCUUGCCAGGUAACAGGCUCAGCAGCCAGCACAGGACAAAAGACAGAGGAGGCUUCCAAGAAAACAGCAUCAGCCUCUCGUACUGCCAGCUCCACAGAGAAGGCAAAGGAAGGACCUGAUGGUGCAGAAGAGGGAAAGGGCCAAAAGUCUGAACAAGUAACACCGAGUAGAGAACUGAAUGGACUGGCUCCCUGGCAAGAAGGAGUCCUGGAGAGGCUGAAGAAGGAAGUCGGUGUAGCAGAUUACAACAUGUAUCUGGUACAUCACGGGGGAAUGCUCAUCCGCUUUGGCCAGAUGGCUGCUUGCACGCCCAGAGAAAAGGACUUUGUCUAUGGGAACUUGGAAGCCCAGGAGGUGAAGACUGUCUACACCUUCAAAGUGCCAGUUAGUUACUGUGGCAAAAGAGCACGACUAGGAGAUGCACUGGGCCACAAGAUGCCGACUUCAGACAAGUCAGUGGAUACCUCAGAACUGGGAAUAAACAUAGAAGAACUACCUAAGACAAAUAUAGUUGAAGCCACACUGCUGUGUGCUCUGGAAAAAGAGCUGAAAGGUCAUGAGAUCUCUGAAGCAAGAGGUAUCGACGGACUCUUUGUGGAUUUUGCAACACAGACAUACAGCUUUCCUUUGGAGCCCUUCUCCUCCAGCGCAGUUCUAGCAGAUAUUCUGGAUGAAAACAGCCCACCAGAACUGCACAUGGAACUCUACACUGAAUGUGUAACCAGAAGGCAUAACAAAAGCAGUUCAGCUUUCACGUUCACUUGCAGUCAUUUCUUUAGGAGGGAUGAGUUCCCAUUCCACUUCAAGAAUGUGCAUGCUGAUAUUCAGUCAUGCCUGGAUGGAUGGUUCCAGCAUCGCUGCCCACUGGCCUACUUGGGAUGUCCUUUUGUCCAAAAUCACUUCCGCCCUGAGGGACUUAAGGCCAAGGUUAUUUACAGCAAGCCUCUCAAGACAUUUGCUAUUAAGCCAGAGGUGGACACCCUUCUUGCUGAACCGGGCAAGUGCAAUUCCAUAGUGGAUAGUCGAGGGAGAAACAGGGACUUGCUGAGCAGCCUCCCAGUGGAAGUGCUCAAGUACAUUGCAGGAUUCCUGGACAGCUUCAGUUUAUCUCAGCUAUCACAAGUGUCAGUGCUCAUGAGGGACAUCUGUGCCACUCUUCUUCAAGAGAGGGGAAUGGUCCUGCUGGUCUGGGAGAAAAAAAGAUAUUCCCAUGGUGGUACUUCUUGGAGAGCUCGCAAAAAGAUCUGGCAGUUCAGCAGCCUGUUCUCCAGAGUUCACAACUGGCAGCGCAGCGACGUCCCGAGCAUGUCAGAGCACCUGAGGAAUUGUCCCUUCUACCAGGCAGAGCACAGGACAGACCCCGUGCUGCUGACGGGCAUGAGCGAAUCUUGGGAGCAGACUCAAAAGACUUUGGUCUCUACUUUCAAGCACAGAGUUUGAACAACUUGCUUCCCCUCUGACAUGCUCCCUUCAGGGCUCUGAGAUGAAGAUUUGGGGAUUCAGGUGUAAAGAUUGUUGCUUCCAACUCUCCUUUGGACGUACAAAAUUGGCUUCUCCCCAAUUGUGUUUAAAACUUGUGCAUUUUUUUCCCCGCAUUAAAUUGUUAAAGCUUCAA